AUCAAUCAUCAACGUUUAGAUACAUUCUUCAUCAAUCAAGCAUAUUUUCCUUGUUCUUCUUGUUUCGACAAGCACAAAAAAUGGGUUUCCAUUUACCUGCUAUUCGACGGUCAUCAUUCGGUGCUAAUCAACCAACUUCAAAAUCAGUAAAAGUUCCAAAGGGAUAUCUUGCGGUGUACGUUGGAGAGGAAAAUAAGAGGUUUUUGAUACCUGUAUCAUACUUGAGCCAUCCUUCAUUCCAAGACUUACUAAGUCAACUUGAAGAAGAGUUUGGACAUGAUCAUCCCAUGGGUGGCCUCACAAUUCCUUGCAGCGAAGAUGCCUUCCAAUGUAUAAUUUCUUGCUUGAAUAGACAAUAAAUCUCACACUUUAGGAGACUGACUUAGAUUAAUAGAGACCUUUUGUAUUAUACCCAUCUUCUCUUACUUGUAACAAUUGUUACCAAAUAUUCUAGUAAUGUGACAAUGAAUUCAAUUGCUUAA
Messenger RNA from Vigna radiata var. radiata (mung bean), 482 nucleotides. RefSeq names its product auxin-induced protein 15A-like. Bases 81 to 359 code for a protein of 92 amino acids. Gene Ontology annotation, biological process: response to auxin. Lineage: Eukaryota; Viridiplantae; Streptophyta; Magnoliopsida; Fabales; Fabaceae. The record is from RefSeq and is a predicted model, not a curated record. The transcript has a single exon.